Messenger RNA from Gordionus sp. m RMFG-2023, 1970 nucleotides. Its product is annotated as monocarboxylate transporter 14-like. Bases 20 to 1753 code for a protein of 577 amino acids. Gene Ontology annotation, cellular component: membrane. Gene Ontology annotation, biological process: transmembrane transport. The transcript has 8 exons. Lineage: Eukaryota; Metazoa; Nematomorpha; Gordioida; Chordodea; Parachordodidae. Gene Ontology annotation, molecular function: monocarboxylic acid transmembrane transporter activity. The record is from RefSeq and is a predicted model, not a curated record.
AUGAAUGAAUGAAUAGAUUAUGAAAAAGAUUUCAUAUCGAGCAGAUCCAGACUCAUCAUGGUCGUAUGUUGUGUUAAUUUGUGCGAUGAUAAACCACUUCAUAUUGUUUGGAAUUGGAAUGUCAUUUAGUGUGUUUUUUAGGGUUCUUAUGGAAUAUUUUCAUAGUACUAGAGCUACAACAGCUUGGUUUAAUAGUAUACAAUCUGGAGUAUUUUACUUUUCAGGUCCCAUAGUGAGCUUACUUUUGAAGCGAUACGAUUGGAGAGUAUUGAUUGUCGCCGGAGGCAUCAUUAAUGGACUCGGUCUCUCGCUUUCCUUUUUCGCCAACUCUAUAUACUUCUUGUACAUAACGAUAGGCUUGUUAGUGGGAUUCGGUUAUGGAUGUAUGCACGUGCCUGCUGUGGUAGCCGUCGGCGCUUAUUUUACACGCCCCGCUCAACGCAGUUUUGCUCAAGGAGUUAGUUUGGCUGGAGGUAGCCUGGGUACCCUUAUAAUGCCGCCCAUUGUUUAUAAACUCAUCGUUAAAUACGGAUUUAAGGGAGCAUUUCUUAUCCUCGGGGCCCUCAUGUUUCAAACGACCGUUUUCGGCUGCCUUUUCCUACCAUUUUCUUCUAGGGACUUCUCUAAUAACAAAAUUGUCAAAGCGCCCAAACCUCCGUCCCGGAAAAAGUUUUUGUGGAUAGCCCCUACCAAAUCGUACGAUAAAAUAGGCACUCGCGACGUGAAAGAGCUUAAGACGCUUAAUGGAAUUUCGAGUGAAGCGAAUGGGACAGAUAUAACUAUAGUGCCAAAAGGAGUGAGUAAUACAAUUGUAGAGGAGAUGAAACCGUCGUCAUUAGAUGUUACCGAUGGUCAAGGAGAAGUCAAGGAUGACCACACGGGCACAAUAAGUCCCUCAACACUCUCUCCCACGUGGCGCUCUCCUCGCUUCCUUCUCUUUGUGGCACAGUCGGCUUGUUGGACCGCUUCUGUAUUCAUAGUCAUGCACUUGCUCUUCGAUUUCCUGCUAGCCGAUCGAGGCAUUCGGCCCCCGCUUCGUGCCGCUUUCCUCUUUACCAUCAUUAUGACUAGCGCUAUGGCCGGAAAUAUAUCUGCUGCUCUUUUAGACGCCUUUUUGAUGUUUCGUAAUAGAAAAAAGGAGCAGGAUGGCAGGAAUUCGUCAGAUACUUUCGAUCCUUUACGCUCUUUAUCGAAACCUUCUGCAGAAAUGAACGAAGUCAUUCAACCACAUUAUCCCUAUCUAAAGAGCUGGCUAUUCAUAGCCUGCACCUUAGCCCAUGGUGCCAUAGCGACACCCCUUUUUAUUGCCACACGCAGGUAUGAACUGCUUUGCGUGAUAGCUGUUGUCUUCGGAUUCCCUUACGGGAUCAAACUAGCCUUAGGUCCGACCGUCUGCGUGGAUCUCUUUGGGUUAGAAAAUCUACCUCACGUAUACGGAUACACCAUGAUGGCAUCAGGCGUUGGCAUCUUACUUAGUCCGCCAUUUGGAGGAUAUUUGGUAGACAUAACUAAGAGUUACCAUAUGACUUUCGGGCUGAGUGCCAUUUUAUCCAUUAUAUCCGCCAUUCUUUAUACUAUCCUCUUGCUCACCGAACAACCACAACGAACAUCUGUCAAGUAUCAAAGAGUUUCCAUGGAGCCAAAUGAUGCCGUAAAUCGUAAAUUUAAAGAGAUUAAUACUCGGGAAUUCGGUAACGGCAAAAAUGAAGUAAAUGCUAGCGAUCAACUCAUCAAUGAACCACAAUUAGUUUAGAGAAGGAGAGAGUGUUAAAUAAAGCUUCCUUGUGCAAACUUUAAAAAAAAUUUUUGUACACAUAUGAAUUAUUUGAAUCAUGAUUAUACUAUAUUAUAUUUUUACAUAUCAUGCGUUCUCACUUUUUACCAUGAAAUUAAUUAAAAAAUAUAUUAUAUAUAAUUCUAUUUAUAUUUUAUAUUUCAGUAUUAAUUUUAUUGUAUUUUUAUGCCUCCAU